AUGUAUGUUGUCGAAAUUGGCCAAUGGGAGUGCUCCGAUGAUGAAAAUAAGGAGUCCGAUUUCCGACAUCAAUGUCUACUUUUAUUCCUCUACAAUGUCUACUUGAAUUUCUCAUUAGAGAAAAACUCUCUUGAGACUUUUAUUGGUCCUCGAGAUGAACAGAGUGUUCUACGCAUGGCUUUGGCGCAAAUCAAGUUUAAAGCUAAAUUGUCCUCAGAAGAACUGGAUUUACUUUGGAUCGGGAUAUGCAGGCAGAGGCUGUUCUGUUUCCAAACCAAUUAUUGUGAACUUGUUCAAACUGUUGAGGAUAUACUCACCACUUGUAAUGUCAUCGAUCGACUUCACCUACUAAAGGCCGUAAAGACAGAAUAUGAAACAAACGCUCCGCUAAUGGAGACUUUACAUGCCACUGAAUACCUUGUUGUAACAAGCCAACUCUCGUGGUUUGAGUCCCUCGUGGUAUCUCUACUGAUUGAAAUCGGUGUACCACACCUACGAUUCGUCAAUACUCCAGAAUUCAAACCAUUUCACUCACUGCAACUCUGUUCUACCCCACCGGAACGCUACACCGAGGCCGAACCUCUAUCGCGUGCUCUCCUGGCGUAUCUGGCAGUUGGAGUGAAUAUCAGGAACACUAUUGAUUUGGCUCUCAUUAUUAACAAGCCUUUUCGAGGUUUCAGCAAAUCUUUCUUUGCUAUUCUUCGUCAUGUUGCUGAAAACUCUUCUAUUCUUCCUGGGCAGCUGGUACUCUCCUAUCCAGCAUGCAUGACAGAAUCGGCCGCAACUUCAACUUUAAGCGAGCAAAACGCUAAACUCUUGCGACCUUCUAGCCCCAACUUGACUCAUCUUGCUAAUACUAUCCGCAGUUGUCAGGACGCUCUCUCUGGUUACCUUAGUGACGAUUCGACGCUGGCCGCUAGUAGCGAGUUUGGACGUAUGUCCACGCAGUCGGCAGCCUCCGCUGUCUGUGCUUGCUUUACUGCGGCUGUAAAAGCCUUCAGCCUCUCAAGACCCGCCUGGCCCCUUGAGACUGUCAAAGAAGCUAAGGGAAGGUUGUGCAGGGAAUUGGAGGUGCUUAUGUCCUCCCCAUUGGUGUCCGGUAUGGAACCUUUUCUAACUUCAACUCCGAAUCGGCCGACCCACGCAGGCGGAUCGAUUCAGGGUCGAACGGCCUUCAGACUGGCACGUCUCUUUCUUCUCUUUGAAGCAGCAGGCCAGGUGGCUGCGACCCGUCUCAGUCCCUCUUGUUACACGCCCAAAACACCACUUGGGCAGCGCACCUUCUCUGCCUUCUUUCAGUCACCUUCCUCCGCUGAAACUACACCUCCAGCUGCUACUGCUACUGACACGCUGAAGGCUGAGGAGGAUAACAUAGCAUAUCGUGCUAUUAAACUCAAAUAUUCGUCUCACAUGUGGCUUCGUCCCACAACAGGUGAUUUGCCCGUGGAUCAGGCAGUCGUUCCGUGCUCUGCUUCAGUGUUCAUAGUGUCGAAUGACUACUCUACCGUGCUUUUGGGUUGGGAAUGGAACCACUAUGGUCGGAGUCGGCGUCAACAGACACAAGAGCGGUCAGUAACAUAUAGGCCCCGUCUUCCUCUAUCUGCUUCCGUGAAGAAGCCGAGGAGACUGUUUGGUGAUGACUGCGACGAGGAAGGAGAAACCCAUUCCGCAGAGGAUCCCGAAGUAAAGGAGGUCAAUCCAAGGGCAUCAAAAUCGCAACAAGCAAGGUCCUUUAACCAGACUAGGCUGAAGUCAUUGCACAAGGCCCCUCCAACCAAUCAGCCUACGAUUUUGGGCUUCUUAAAGCGGAAACCCUGA
Molecule: messenger RNA, 1818 nt
Organism: Echinococcus granulosus
Lineage: Eukaryota; Metazoa; Platyhelminthes; Cestoda; Cyclophyllidea; Taeniidae
Exons: 10
Coding region: 1-1818 (605 amino acids)
Source: RefSeq, a predicted model, not a curated record